Messenger RNA from Lepisosteus oculatus (spotted gar), 5410 nucleotides. Lineage: Eukaryota; Metazoa; Chordata; Actinopteri; Semionotiformes; Lepisosteidae. The record is from RefSeq and is a predicted model, not a curated record.
CGUUAAACACAGACGGCAAGUCUGUCAUAAAGGUGGAAAUGUAUAAACAACGAACACUGGGACCCAAUUAAAGUCCUGUUGAAGAGCAGCACUGCUUUCCAGAAUGGAAAAUCUUGCACGCAUGGUACAUGACAAAUCAAGCAGGCCUUGGGACUGCGUUUUCCUCCAGCCUUACCUUGUUUGGGACUUCACUGGAAGCUCGUUUUGCUGGCGACAGGCCAGUCUUUCCAUAUGGGGAUGGGGAGGCCUUGGUGUAGUGCUUUUUCUUAUCACAUUUGGGCCUUUUGCAAUAUUUUAUUUUGCGUUUUAUAUCCUCUGCUUUGUUGGUGGAGGUUUUGUAGUUACUCUUUUAUUUGGAAAAACAAGCUCGGAAAAAUAUCUUGAGAAGUGUGAACACUCUUUUCUUCCUGUUACACCAACUGGUAUAGCUAAGACAUUGGAAGAGCUGAGACAGGAGGCAAAGCCGAUAAAGAUUGAUCGAAGACUGACAGGCUCCAAUAUCAUUGAUGAACCACUACAACAGGUAAUCCAGUUUGCCCUGAGAGACUAUAUUCAAUACUGGUAUUACACGCUCAGUGAUGAUGAAUCUUUUCAUCUUGAAAUCAGACAAACUGUACAAAACGCACUGGUCCAGUUUUCCACCAGGUCAAAAGAUGUGGACUGGCAGCCUUAUUUCACAACAAGAUUAGUGGAUGACUUUGCAACCCAUCUUAAGGUUUUCAGAAAAGCUCAAGAAAGGCUGACAGAAAAAGAGGAUCAAAAACAACAUAAGGGAGAUGCACCCGAAGAGCUUAUCGACUCCUUCUUUGAAGCUGAAGUAGAAAUGGAGAGGAAGAUCUGUCGAGACCUCGUGUGCACAUCGCCAAAAGAUGAAGAAGGGUUUUUACGAGACCUGUGUGAAGUUCUGCUGUACCUAUUGCUACCUCCUGGAGACUUCCAUAAUAAGAACAUGAGAUACUUUGUGAGGAUCCAUGAUUCAAGCUGCAAUUAUGAAGCCUUUAUGAAUGUUCUCAAACUAACUGACAGAGUGGCAGAGCUGGAAGCUGUGAAAGACAAGACUAUGGAGGGGCUGCAGUUCCUUCGCUCCUUAGACACUGCUGGAGAUGACAUUAAUAUAAUUAAGAACCAGAUUAACAGUCUGCUAUUUGUGAAAAAAGUUUGUGAGACCAGAAUACAGAGGCUGCAUUCUGGAAAGGAAUUAGACACUUUUAAACUUGCUGCAAACUUUGGGAAACUCUGCAUAAUUCCUCUGGAGCAUAUCUUAGUGCACAACAUUGCACUUCAGUUCUUCAUGGAUUACAUGCAGCAGACGGGCGGGCAGGCGGACCUGUUCUUCUGGCUGACGGUGGAGGGGUACCGGGUCACGGCCCAGCAGCAGCUGGAGGUCCUGCAGAGCUGGCAGAAGGAUGGGAAGAGGCAGACCAGCCAAACCAAGGGCUUGCUGAAGGCGGCCGCGCUCGGCGUGUACGACCAGUACCUGUCCGACAAGAGAGCAGUUGUCCGUAUUCACCCGAAACCGCUCGUGCUUGUGCUGCUAUCCCCUCUUAUUGCCGCCCCCCCCGUUUGUCGUGAUGUACAGGUCUACGACAUGAUGCUGCGGGACGAGCGGUUCUACCCCUCCUUCAAGCAGCACCCCCUGUAUGUGCGGAUGCUGGCAGAGCUCGACAUGCUGAAAGAGCCCAGCUUCAAAGGGUCCGAAGAUGGAGAUGGGGAAUCAUUUAAUGGAUCUCCAACAGGAAGUAUAAAUUUGUCUCUGGAUGACCUCUCCAAUGCAAGCUCAGAUGAAUCAAUGCAAUUUCAUGCCUACAUUUCUGACACUGGCGUGUGCAACGACCACGGGAAGACGUACGCGCUGUACGCCAUCGCCGUGUUUCGCAGGAAUUCCGAUGGGAGCGAGGACACCUGGAAAACCUACCGGCGGUACAGCGACUUCCAUGACUUUCACAUGCGCAUUACAGAGCAGUUUGAAAACCUUACCAGUAUUUUAAAACUCCCGGGGAAAAAGACCUUCAACAACAUGGACAGGGAUUUCUUGGAGAAAAGGAAAAAAGACCUGAAUGCCUACCUGCAGCUGCUGUUGAAUCCAGAGAUGAUGAAAGCCUGUCCUUCUCUUGCAAUGUAUGUGUCUGACUUUCUGGAUAACAAAGCCUACAGUAAAGGAAAGGGAGACUUUGCACGCAAGAUGGACACUUUUGUGAACCCUCUGCGCAGUUCUAUGAGAAAUGUCUCCAAUGCAGUCAAGGCCAUCCCUGACAGUCUGGCAGAGGGAAUGACAAAAAUGUCCGACAACGUGGGAAAAAUGUCCGAAAGGCUGGGGCAAGACAUAAAACACUCCAUUUUCAAGGUUCCACCUUUGAUACAGAAGUCGGAUAUUGACCCCGAGCACUGUCGGGUCUCUGCACAGCUGGAUGACAAUGUGGAUGACAACAUUCCUCUCCGUGUCAUGCUGCUCCUGAUGGAUGAGGUCUUUGAUCUGAAAGAGAGAAACCAGUGGUUGCGGAGAAAUAUUAAGAACUUGCUCCAGCAACUAAUUCGUGCAACCUACGGGGAUACAAUCAACAGAAAAAUUGUCGACCAUGUGGACUUCAUGACCUCUCCGGAGCAAGUGGCGGACUACGUCAAGCGCUUCAGAGAUGCCUUCUGGCCCAACGGUAUUUUAGCGGAAACUCCCCCCCGCAGGGAUAAGGCAAUCCGGAUGAGAACCAGAAUAGCUGCCAAGACCUGUCUCCUAGGAAUCAUGCCAGACGAGAUGAAGCACAUCAUUGGUGCCGAGACCACUAGGAAGGGCAUACUGCGGGUCUUUGAUAUGUUCCAGCACAAUCAGCUGAACAGGAGGCUGGUGUACGUUUUCCUGGAGGGAUUCCUCGAGACCAUGUUUCCGCAGUACAAGUUUCCCGAGCUCUUUAUCAAGCUGCACUCCCGGUCGGAGCGGAUGCAGAGGUACAGCCAGAAGUUGAAGACUACCCAGGUCCCCUCCUUGCAAAAAAGGUGACGAAGCAAAAUCAUCGCAAGGCUUGUGCCCUGCAGACACUGCAAUGUCCGCAUCCAGAGCAGGUGAACAGUUGGGACACGCUUUGGGAGAGUUCAGGAAACGAGUUCAGGAGAUCGGCGGUGAAGGUACCCAUGGACAGCGAUGUGCUCAAGACGUGUCAGUUCACCCCAGCUUCAUUCUUACACAAGCACUGUUCGGAUAACGUCGUAGCAUAGAUAAUUUAUUUUAUCGUUAUGCAAUAUUCUGAAGCACCAGGUCUUCACCAAUCGAAGAACUGUAAAUCUGUAGGACACUUCAGAGCUACUGAUAUCAAUUGUAAAUGCUAAUAUUAGUGAAGAUAUCUCUGAAGGAGACAAAUGAUAUCCCUGUGGAAAAUUCCUCAGACACCCCACAGAGACAAGCUACAGAGCAGCUCAGGGGAAAGCACAAACACGUUUUAUGUUGAAGAUUAAGUGGAGGGAAAAUAAUUUAAUUCAUGUGUAAUAUCCAAUAACUUAGAAACAUGUAGGUGAACGUUCUGAGAUAAUGUGAACUGGAGAAUGGUAUAUUUUAAACUAAAUUGGGCUAUUGGGCUGUUUGUGGCCCACAUUUUGACAGGAAGAAAUUUCAGUGGUACAGUACAGUAUUUCCACUGCUUCAAAGUUGUCCAUUUAAUUAAAUUAAAUAAAGUAGAUUCCUCUAAAGAUCUGUCCUUUAUUCCUUAUCUGGUUGCUUUUCACAGGGAUAACUCAAGAUGUUUUUUUUUUAAAGGGAUUGUAAUUUGUACAAAGAAUACUGUCAUUACAAAGGCAGAGUUUGCUUUUAAGUGCAUUGUAUGUUUUGUCCUGUGUUUUAACUCUGUGCACACAAAACACAAGAAUUAAUAAUAACCAAAUAAAAACAGGGCAAUGAAGAGAAACUGCUGGAAUUUUAGACUUUUCCUCAGUGGCCCAUUUGAGAAGGAGAGAGGAAGAGUUAGAGAUAAGUACCUUUAAAUGUUCCUUUGACAUUGCUGAUUUUUCACUGAGCAUUAAUAUGACAACCAAAGCAAACUCACCUGCUACUGAGUAUUUACGAUCCUGUGGUAAUGUAGGAAAAAAGCAGGCUUAGAAGCGCUUAUCACAAAGCAAGCUGAAUCACAUCCUUUUCCAGAGAUGACUGUGAAAGCAUUUGAAUGUUUGUAAUGGACAAAGGAGAGGAAAGGAUACUACAGUUUUUAUAAGCAUAUUGAGAUAUGCCUUGUAGAAUGUACUUAUUUCUGAUGUAAAAUGUCCCUUUGUAUCAGUUUUGAGCCCUGCUAAAUCAUUUCUGCACCUUCAGAUGCACCACGAAAGGCACUAUAUAAACGUUAUAUUUAAUAUAUUAGCCUUCGAGAUGUGAUUGUAGGAUGUAAGAUGUGUUCAGCGCUUAAACCAGGGAGUGCUCUUAGGUCAGAUAACUGUGCCACUGUAUAAUUAAGAUAGAUUCAGCCUUAAUCUUUUCAGUCAGAGCAGAAGAAAUUAAACAGAGAUGGCACCCCUGAGAAACCCCUACAUUUUUUUUGAAAGUGUAAAAAUUGUAAUACCUGUUAUUUGAAAAAUAUUCAGUUCUUGGCCUAGGUUCUUUAUAGAAUAUGUAAUUUUGUGCAAUAUGUUCCUUUAAUGCAUGUGUAUUUAAAUUGUAUUUUGAGAAUUUCAAUGUUUUAAAAUGAAAAACAAAAAUGGUCUUCUGGAGCCAACGACUUACAUUCCGUUGUCAUAAACUUUUAUUUAAGGACUUGUUUUAUAAGUCUUGAUAUUUACUCCUUGUAACACUCACAUAUUAGCGAUGGACUUUGUUCAUCUGAGCAUGGCUUAUGUACAACAGGGGGAGUCUGAAGAGCACAUGGCAAAAUAUUGACGCAUUAUCAAAAUGUCAACAUAUACGAAUCGAUACAUGAGAGAGUUGGAAAAUGAGAGGAGGCCCUCUGGCCUGUUUAGCUCAUUAUUGUCAAUUGUCAUUAUGUCUUGAAAAGUCCUGCAUCAAGGGUGUUUCAGUUACUGUAGUUUACUGGACUAGGUGUAAUUAAUUAAAUCAGGCAGUGGCCCCCUCUGCUAAGGUCAUACAUGCAUUCACAGCCUAAGUCACUUCAUGCACUCCGAUUUAACGGCAGGCAGCCAUAGGUCAUCAAGUCCCCUAUGAUGCAGGAUUUUUUUAUCCUCUGUGUGUGUAUAUAUAUAAAUCUAUUAUAAUGAAUUGUGCAUAUCAUUGUACAGUAUGUGUCAACAGUGUGCCUAAUUGUACUGUCAAUUCUAUUUUCUUAUUUUUCUUUAAAGAACAAAAGUCAAUCAGAAUGUCAUGGUCAUUUUUAAUAGACGGAAAAGAACUCUAAAAAUUUAGAGUGUUUCCAUUAUGCUAAUAAAAUGUUCAUUAGAGCAGCUGAAUACAAUAUUACACUAAUAAAAUGUUAACUCAAACUUA